This is a messenger RNA of Theobroma cacao (cacao), 1154 nucleotides long. The record is from RefSeq and is a predicted model, not a curated record. NCBI's taxonomy places the organism in Eukaryota, Viridiplantae, Streptophyta, Magnoliopsida, Malvales, Malvaceae.
CCUCUGGUCUACAUCCCAACGGUUCCUGUUUCAGGCUCAUUAACUGAUCUUCAUCAGCCCAACCAUUGAGCUUUUUCCCUUUUUUUUUUUCUUUCAUUUUUUUUCACCUUGUUUGGGUUUUUCCCAUUCUCCCCAAAGAACCACAAUUCAAUAAAACAAGAAAAUAAAUCCAAAUUAAAAAGGAAAAAAAAAACAGAGAAGAGGAGAGGCCCUUUGGUUGAAUCAGUGACCAAGGGAGGCCAAAAGCAACCUUUUUCCCAAGGGAAAGAUCUAACAUUUUAUCCAACUUAUCAAUUUCUAGACAUGCCGUUUUCAAGGAAUUUUAGUCUUCUCCUUCCUGGAAUUAGGAUUUUGCUUUGGGGAUUUUAGAUGCAAUCUUCUGGUUACCUUCCCCCUUGGAUCUGUGCCCUUUUUGCGUGCAUGGGCCGCUAGAGUAAGGAUUGAGUUGUUAUAGUCGCUACCAAUUAUACAUGUGGUUAAUCCUGGUUUGCAACAGAGCAGAGGUUGUUUUGGAUGCUUCACGAAACCCACACUGAUUGUUGCGGUGGAUGACCCAUCAAAGGGUCUCACAAUUCAAGGCCGGAAAGUGAAGAAAUCUAGCCUUUCUGAGGAUUUCCCAAGCAGCAGUGCAUGUGAGAUGGAAUAUAGUGCAGCUCAGUCCCAGGGAAGCGUUUCAUCAACCAGCCUGUCAAAUCAACCCCCUGAUCCAUCUGGCAGUACAAGCUAUCCUUCUGAAUUCGUAAAUCAUGGCCUUCUUCUUUGGAACCAGACAAGGCAACAAUGGCGUGGAAAUAAAAGGUCUGAGAAGCGGGCACAACCUCAAGAACCCACAAUAAGUUGGGAUGCUACCUAUGAGAGUUUACUAGGGGAUAAUAAGCCAUUCCCCCAGCCGAUUGCUCUUCCUGAAAUGGUGGAUUUUCUAGUCGAUUAUUGGGAGCAAGAGGGCUUAUACGAUGGAGUAGGAUGAUGUAAAGAACUAUUCGAUAAGAAGAAAAAUAGAGAAAGGAUAUAUUUUUCGAGGAAUUUGUUGAGAUUGCCGAUUGUACCAUCCUCUUUUGGAUUGUUCCAUUGUAUUAUCCUUACAUUACAAUUUACAAGUCCUUUAUAAAUUGGCAAGAGAAAUGCAAUACUCUAGUUUCUAGUAUUGUCCAUCA